This is a messenger RNA of Diaporthe citri, 2469 nucleotides long. RefSeq lists its product as uncharacterized. The transcript has 2 exons. Gene Ontology annotation, biological process: fatty acid beta-oxidation; long-chain fatty acid import into peroxisome; peroxisome organization. Gene Ontology annotation, molecular function: ATP binding; ATP hydrolysis activity; ABC-type transporter activity. NCBI's taxonomy places the organism in Eukaryota, Fungi, Ascomycota, Sordariomycetes, Diaporthales, Diaporthaceae. Gene Ontology annotation, cellular component: peroxisomal membrane. The record is from RefSeq and is a predicted model, not a curated record. Bases 1 to 2469 code for a protein of 822 amino acids.
AUGGCAGGCCAAUCGACGCUGCGGCACUCAGCCGCUGAGGGCGCCAUUCUGGAGUUCGUCGAAAAGUACACCACCCUGAUCCGAACCCGCUUGCGCCAGACUUCGCGGACGACCCGCCUCCUCGCGACCCUUGCCCUCGUCUCCUCCAUCAUAUUGGGCGCAGAGGGCUCCCGCCGCUGGUGGAAGCGCAGGAAGUCGGAGAAGGAGCAGGGUUUCAAGCUCGUGAGGACCAACUCGUGGCUGCACAACAAGGACGGCUCGCGCACCAUCUACGUCCCUUACAAGGACGGCACCUCCAAGGUCGUGAUCCACACGACCAAGCCGCUGACCUUUGAGGCGCAUCGGAGGUUGUUCUUGAAUCCGCCACGGGUCUCGGGCCUGGGCGAUGGCACCGUUCCCUCCGCGCAGACUAAGCCGGGGCUCAACCUGGCCUUUCUCCACCAGUUCCUGAGCCUGAUGAGCAUCAUGAUACCAAGAUGGACGAGCAAGGAGGCAGGGCUGCUCGUCAGUCAUGGCGUUUUCCUCAUGCUGCGGACUUACCUGUCGCUUGUGGUCGCUCGUCUCGACGGUGAGAUCGUCCGCGACUUGGUGGCCGGCAACGGCAAGUCAUUCAUCUGGGGCAUUGUCAAAUGGUGCGGCUUGGGAAGCUUUGCCUCCUACACCAACGCCAUGAUCAAGUUCCUCGAGUCCAAGGUAUCAAUCGCGUUCCGGACAAGGUUGACGAGGUACAUACAUGACCUCUACCUCAACGACAAUCUGAACUACUACAAGCUAUCGAACUUGGACGGCGGCGUGGGUCAAGGGGCAGACCAGUUCAUUACCCAAGACCUGACGCUGUUCUGCGCUGCAGCUGCGAACCUGUACUCCUCGUUAGGCAAACCUUUCGUCGACAUCUGCGUCUUCAACUACCAGCUGUACCGGUCUCUCGGCCCCUUGGCGCUGACUGGUCUGUUGAGCAAUUACUUCUUCACCGCAUCCAUCCUCAGGCGCCUCUCGCCUCCAUUCGGCAAGCUCAAGGCUGUUGAAGGCGCAAAGGAGGGCGAUUUCCGCAGCUUACAUGCCCGCUUGAUAGCCAACGCCGAGGAAGUGGCCUUUUAUGGCGGCGCAGAAAUGGAGAAGCACUUCCUCAACCGCGAGUUCAAGUCUCUCAAGACGUGGAUGGAGGGAAUUUACAUGCUCAAGAUCCGCUACAAUAUCCUGGAGGACUUCAUCCUAAAAUACAGCUGGAGUGCCUACGGCUAUCUGCUGUCCUCGUUACCAGUUUUCCUCCCAGCCUGGGGAGGACUGGGCGGCGCAUCAGAGCUCUUGGAUUCAGCCGAAAAGGGUGGCCGCGAGCGCGGCCGCAUGCAGAACUUUAUCACGAACAAGCGCCUUAUGCUGUCGCUUGCUGACGCCGGUGGCCGCAUGAUGUAUAGCAUCAAGGAUCUAUCUGAACUGGCCGGAUAUACUAGCCGUGUGUACACGCUCAUCUCAACUCUGCAUCGCGCACACGCCAACUCGUACUUUGCCCGGGGCAGACCCAACGAGUUUUACUCUCUCAGUGAUGUUCAGGGCACAAUGCAGAAGGGUUUCGACGGUGUACGGCUGGAGAACGUGCCUAUAGUGGCCCCAGCUCUAUGGCCGCAGGGAGGCGACGAGCUGAUCGAAUCCAUCAGCAUGAUUGUCCGCCGCGGCGAACACCUGCUCAUCUCGGGCCCCAAUGGCGUCGGUAAGAGUGCCAUCAGCCGAGUCCUGGCCGGAUUGUGGCCAGUGUACCGCGGCCUAGUGUCCCGGCCAAAGGCCAACGGUGAGGACGGGAUCAUGUUCCUCCCGCAACGGCCCUACCUCAGCGUGGGCACGCUGCGGGACCAGGUCAUCUACCCGGACGGCGAGGCGGACAUGCGCGAGAAGCGGAAGAACGAACACGACCUCAAGAGUGUGCUCGAGGCUGCGAAGCUGGGGUACCUGCCUGACCGCGAGGGCGGGUGGGACACUAAGAAGGAGUGGAAGGAUGUCCUCAGCGGCGGCGAGAAGCAGAGGAUGGGCAUCGCGAGGCUGCUGUACCAUGAGCCACAGUACGCGUUCAUCGACGAGGGUACGAGCGCGGUGUCGAGUGAUGUGGAGGGGCUCUUGUAUGAAACGUGCAAGGAUAGGGGGAUAACACUCAUCACAAUUUCGACCCGCGCCUCCCUGAAGAAAUACCACACCUUCAACCUCGUGCUCGGCAUGGGCGAGAACGGCGACGAGUGGGAGUUCGAGCGCAUCGGCACCGAGCGGGAGAAAAUGCACGUCGAGAGGGAGCUCCAAGAGCUGAGGGAGAGGCUGGCCAAGGUCGAGGAGUGGAAGACGAGGAGGGACGAGAUCGAGAAGGAGCUGGCGCAGGUGUGGGUCGAAGGGGGCGACAGCCUGCAGCCUCCUGCAUAUACGGAGAAGGAGGACGGGCAGGACACUAGCGCCCAGGAGCAGGGCAAUGUGGACGUGCCGGCAUGA